AUGUCUGAAAAUCGUAAAUUCACCCCAGAAGUUUUGGUCACUGCGCCCAGAGUGUCCGCAGCAGUCCCGAACGAUGAGGGGAAGCUAGCGCUGUAUACCUUUUCGACCUACGAUCUCGACACGCACACAGACUUUUCCGAGGUCAAGUUGCUAGACUUGGAAUCAGGCAAAACCACUCGGUACAGCAAUAACCCUAAAGAAAGUUCCUUUCGCUGGCUUCACAAAAGGUCACUUCUGUGGCAACGAGAAAGUGAAAAGAAAUCCACCGAGUUGUGGAUUGGAGACGCCGACAACACCAAUCGUCCAUACCUGGCGGGCACCAUUGACGCCAAACUGAGCGAUGUCAAGACACACCGUCUCGAAAACGGGGACAUUGCCCUAGUCUUUACAGCUGCAGCCGAUGCCGACCAGAAUCUGUACAACGCAUCGAAAGAAGAAAAGUCCUAUACGACCGCCCGGGAAUGGACGCAGAGUCGACCCAAGCGAUGGGAUACCUAUGUCAACCAAUACCGAUCGGUCAUUUGGUAUACGGUUCUCAAGUUCGAUGAGACUUCGCAGAAGUGGCAUCUAUCUGACAAAGGUCCUACCAACGCUCUGCGAGGAACAGGCCUCGUGGUCCCCUUGUAUACCAACUCGUCCAGCUCCGCCGAUCUUGACAUCUCGACGUACGGCAUUGCCUUCGCAACCGCCAAGCCCGGGGAUACAGAAUGGCUCCAAACGCAGCGCUCGCUAUACUUUCUCCCCUUGUCGACCUUUGAGGAGACUGAAGUGCCAGCACUGAAACGGAUUCACAUUCCAGGCCAUGCCGACCUUGUAGAGAGUCCCAAGUUUGCCCCUAACAGCCCGGUAGCUGCGUUCCUCGUCGCCCAAGACAACGAAGAAUGGUCACCCAAGAGUAUCGGCCUCCUCAACGUCGAGACUCUGACCAUUACAUUUCUCCGCACAGUCGACUCCGCCGACAAACCCCAACCCUGGGACGUCUUUCCCGACGAGAUCCUGUGGUCAAACGACGGGUCCUCGCUCUACCUAACCGCCAACCACCAAGCUCAAUCGCGGGUUUUCCAGAUCCACAUCCCGCCCACCCCUUCCGAAACAGAACCCCAAACCGUCCUCCCAAGAGCCCUCACCAUCCCCGGCUCCGUCUCAACCAUCUACCCCCUCAGCACUGGCCCCUCCGACCCCCGCCUCCUGGCAACUUCCUCCUCCUUCAUCGACCAAGGCACCUUCACCAUCAUCGAUCCCACCUCCCACACCCAACCCCCCCAAACCCUCCACAGCACCUCCUCCCACGGCGCCAUCUUCGGCAUCUCCAGUAGCCAAAUCACCUCCAUCACCUUCCCCGGCGGCCCGGACACCCGAACCCCCAUCCAAACCUGGAUCAUCAAACCCUCCUGGUUCUCACACAGCAGCCCCGAAAAACACCCCCUUUUCCUCUUCAUGCACGGUGGUCCUCACUCCGCCGUCAAAGACGCCUGGACCUGGCGCUGGAACGCCCUCCUCCUCGCCGAACAGGGCUACAUCGUGGCGAUCCCCAACUUUACCGGUUCGGAUUCCUUCGGGGGGGAUUUUGCCCGCGCCGUGUCCCUGCAGUGGGGCGGACAUCCCUACAAGGAUGUCGAGCGAUGCUUUGACUGGGUUGAGCAAAAUCUAGCUGAGAAAUGCGAUAUUGAUCGCGCCGUGGCCGCGGGCGCCAGCUUCGGCGGAUACAUGGCCCUUUAUGUCGCGGGCCAACCGCUCGCGAAACGGCUGAAGGCCCUGGUCUGCCACGAUGGCGUCUUUGACGUAGUAUCCGAGCUAUUAGCCGAUGAUCUGGCCGAGAAGCAGGAACUGACGCGGUCGUUCGGGUCGCCGUAUUUCACCUCCGCGGCGGAUGCCAGUCGUGAUCCGGUGGCCGCGAAGGAAGUCUGGCGGAAGUGGAAUCCGGCGGAGUAUUUAACGAAUUGGGCCACGCCGUUACUGGUCAUUCAUUCGGAUCGGGAUUUUCGGUGUCCCAGUACGGCCGGGUGGGCGGCGUAUGCGGUGUGUCGGUUGAAGGGGAUUGAGACGCGCAUGUUGAAUUUUCCGGAUGAGAAUCACUUUGUGCUGGGGAAGGAGAAUAGUUUGGUUUGGUGGAGGUCGGUGAUUGCGUGGUGUAAUCGGUUUGUGGGGGUGGAGGGGGGGCCCGUGUUGGAGGCGGCGAGGAAUGAGCCGAAGUGGUUGGGGGAGGUGGUCGAGGGGAGGGUGGAGGAUGUUGGGGAUGCUGAGAGAGUGUCCUAG
Aspergillus ibericus CBS 121593 is the source of this 2256-nucleotide messenger RNA. Its product is annotated as alpha/beta hydrolase family protein. Gene Ontology annotation, molecular function: serine-type endopeptidase activity. Lineage: Eukaryota; Fungi; Ascomycota; Eurotiomycetes; Eurotiales; Aspergillaceae. Gene Ontology annotation, biological process: proteolysis. The transcript is spliced from 3 exons. The coding region runs from base 1 to 2256 and encodes 751 amino acids. The record is from RefSeq and is a predicted model, not a curated record.